AUGGAUGAUCUGUUACAUAUAAAUCUUCAAGAAGUGGACUCGCUCGAAGCCACCGUGAUCAUUGACAAUGAGCUCGAUCCCUUGUCGCCCCCGGCCCCUGAUACGGUCCAGGUGACAGGGCAGAUGGGUAGCCUUAUGUUUAAGCCCGGUAAUGAAACCACGGGUCGAGGGGAUGCAAGCAGGGAGUUGCGAAUGAGUGAUAUUUGUUGCGCUGCGCAUGGCUUGUCUAUUCUGGUGACAGCAAGAAAGGGGGAUACGAAACACUCUGUUCUUUUCGAUGUCGGUCCUGAGGAAGAUGUAUGGGAACGCAAUGUAAAACGAUUGCGUCCGGAUCUUGCUUCCGUGGAGGUCAUUCAGCUGUCACAUUGGCACCGGGACCACUCAGGUGGCCUUCUGCGAGCUAUCCGUAUGAUCAAAGAUGCCAAAAAGGCUCAAGGCCGUUCCGACGAUCUCGUCAUUGACCUUCAUCCCGAUCGACCUGCUUACCGGGGUAUUGCUACCACUACCGUUGAGACGAUAGUCUCCCUCGAAGCGGAUCCUACAUUCGAGGAAAUAUCCGAUGCAGGCGCCACAGUGAAGAAGAGCAGUGAAGCUCAUACUAUCCUCGAUGACAUGUUCCUCAUCUCCGGCGAGAUUCCACGGGUAACACCGUAUGAAACCGGUCUGAGAGGCUCAGUACGGUUCGAUCCCGAGACUAAAGAUUGGUACUCCGAUGAGCAAAUCGCCGACGAGCGCUUUCUCGCCGUUCAUCUCAAGGGAAAGGGUCUCGUCGUGUUUACGGGAUGCAGUCACGGCGGCGUAGUUAACGCCGCAAAGCAUGCCAUGGAACUUGUUCCCAAAACCACUCUUCUCCAUGCCGUCGUGGGCGGCUUCCAUCUUGCCACAAGCGACGAGCUACAGGUACAGAAGACAGUCGCCGACCUCAAGCGCUUAGAUCCAGCUGUGCUGAUGCCUGGUCACUGCUCUGGCUGGCGAUCCAAAUUUGCCAUUGAGAAAGCUAUGCCAGGGACUCUUGUGCCAUGCACUGUUGGUAUUAGUAUUACUUUCUAG
Molecule: messenger RNA, 1050 nt
Organism: Penicillium odoratum
Lineage: Eukaryota; Fungi; Ascomycota; Eurotiomycetes; Eurotiales; Aspergillaceae
Product: MBL fold metallo-hydrolase
Exons: 4
Coding region: 1-1050 (349 amino acids)
Molecular function (GO): transferase activity
Source: RefSeq, a predicted model, not a curated record